CUGGCUUUUUAUUAAUUUUCAUUUAAUAAGAAUAAAAUAUUUUUAUUCUAAAACAAAGAGCUGCUUACAUUUUUAAAUUGACUUUUUUGACUAUUACUUGUUCACAUUUUUAGAAUUGAUCGUCAUUUGAGCUACAAAUCCCUUUGUUCUGCAACACCAAGCAGCUAUGAAAGCUUUUCAAUUCUUCGCAAAUUAUUGAUUCCAAAUAUAUCAUACAAAUACUAUUUGUGGAACAACUCCUCAUGUUUCACGAGAAAUAUAAAGACUUUCAAACACACACAUCCGAAUUACUUUACUUCUUGUUGCGGGGACUUCAGGAAGCUUUGCAAUAAAAAAACUAUAAGUAGAAUUAUCAUAGUUAACACAGAUCUCGUUUUCUCUCGAUUUUAUCAAGUAUAUAUUUAAACAAUUAUUGGAAAUCAGGAAAAUUCAAAAUGCCUUCUGAACAUUCUCGCUCUUCAUCGAGCUCUUCGGUAACAUCGCCCAUUCCGACAAUUAACGUCAAGCUUGUCAAGUCCAACGGUAAAGAUGGUCAUGGUCAGUCAAAUUCGAACAGUAGAGGAUCUAAUAGUGACCUUUUAGACAUCUUCAACGCUCGUACAGGUCAAACAAAAGAUAAAGGCUCUAGGGAUAAAAGUCCGUCUUCUAGGGAUAGAAGUCCCUCACGUGGUAAGAGUCCUGGAAGAAGUAAAAGUUCUGAUAAACGAGGAAAAAGCCCUUCGGGCCGUAAAAGCCCUUCUGGUGAUAAACUUCUUAGUUCGCCUAGAAGUCCGGGUUCGAGGUCUAGAAGCCCAGGGCCUCGUUCAAAGAGUCCAAAUCGUAAAGAAACAUCUUCACGUUCAAAGAGUCCCCGAUCAAAUAGCCAGAAUCGUGAUAACUCGAUGAAUAGAUCUUCUUCUCAGGAUGCUCGUCUUGGUAUGGGUAGCAAAGGGGCGCACCCUUGGAUUGCUCCAUCACUUUCUUCUGAAAAAGGCGGCAAUUCAAAAAACUCCAACAGAUUAAGCCUUCCUCCUAACUUUGCUGACUUUAACAUAAACAGCGUUAUACGUGAAAGUAAUGAACGAUGGGCUAGAUUAAAUCUUGUUCCAAGUGAUAAGGAUAGCAAAACUAGUAGUAUGGGAAAUUUCUCUAAAACUGCUAGCCUUCGAGUGGUGAAUCCUAUUGCUCGCCCAAAACUUUCCGUUGAGACCUUUAAUAGUUUGCUCGGUAGCAGGUCUAUGCAAAGAACUCCUUCAGGUGGACGCACUGGAAAUUUAAGUAAUCCUUUUGCUGCUGGGGUUCCCUUGACCAGAUCUAGAAGUCAUAACUCUGCCAUGGAUGAUUCCAAAAGAGUAUAUUCAAAGGAUGAUAAACCACACCCUCUUCAACAUAAUUGGACUAUGUAUUAUGAUAGUAAACCUGUCAUGACACCUGGACCAAAAACACCAACAGGAAAGCUUACAUACGAAGAGAAUCUGCAGACUAUUGGUACUUUUGAUACGGUAACUAAAAUGAAAAUUAAGUUUAUUACGACUAUAUAAUUUAUAUAAAUAUUACUUAAAUGUGCUAAAGAAAAUAUUAUUAUUCUUUACUCAGGUUCAAAGUUUUUGUCGCUAUUUCAACUGGGUUAAGAAGCCCAGUCAAUUAGAUAUGAAUACGAAUUUCCAUAUAUUUAAGGAUAAAAUUAAGCCAAUGGAGGAAAAUGGGUGAUUUCAAUGAAAAGUCCCCAGUUAU
Rhizophagus irregularis DAOM 181602=DAOM 197198 is the source of this 1713-nucleotide messenger RNA. The record is from RefSeq and is a predicted model, not a curated record. Lineage: Eukaryota; Fungi; Glomeromycota; Glomeromycetes; Glomerales; Glomeraceae.